This is a messenger RNA of Ipomoea nil (Japanese morning glory), 1653 nucleotides long. RefSeq lists its product as uncharacterized. Bases 1 to 1653 code for a protein of 550 amino acids. The transcript has 3 exons. The record is from RefSeq and is a predicted model, not a curated record. Lineage: Eukaryota; Viridiplantae; Streptophyta; Magnoliopsida; Solanales; Convolvulaceae.
AUGGCUGUGAAUGAGACAAGUGACGUGGCUGAACUCGAAACAAGCACGUCAAACUCUAGCUUGGAUAGUGAAAGCUCAAAGGGCGAAAAAGGACUCCUGUGUCUAUUUAGUCGAGAAGAAGACGAGAACAGCUGGUGCCUGAUGGCCAAAGAUGAUGAGGUAAAUUCUCAAUCCUCCUCAUCUACUCAAAUAGAGUCUAGUUCUGGUAGUGAGGAAAGUGUUGAAUUUGGAAGAUGGAUGUUUUCAACAGAAAGUUCCAUGGAUUCGGUUGUAAAACUGAUGAGAGACUUUCAAGUUGUAAAAAACACAUACUCCAAGUUGAAAGAAGAAAACUCUCAACUUAUGAUCAGUUAUGAUGAGCUUAGACGCGUUAGAAUUAAAAACAUCGAGUUAGCCAUCGCUAAUGAUCAACUCGAAAAGAAAGUUCAUCUUCUUAAGGAGGAGUGCACAGAGAGAGAGUUACGGGAGCAAAAUCUACGAGAGGUCAUUGCAUCUUUCACUAAUUCAUCUAAGAUGAUAGAUCGAAUGGUGAAUGCAUCAAGACCACCAAGGGAAAAAGCUGGAAUUGGCUAUAACCCAAGCUCCUCAUCACAUAUCUUACUGAACAAACCUAUGGAUUCUUCUUCUAGUGGAGGUUUAAAAUCUAUGUUUGUUCAAGGACCAACCCAGAUGCCCGAGCCAAUGAAUCAUAUUGACAAGGGUAAGGUACCACAAAUUGCAAGCCAUUCUAAAGGAAAGGCUGUCCAAUGUGUUGUGGAACCAACAAAUGGAAAUUUAUCGAAAGGCAAUCCUAGACAUGUCAAUAAUGUCAAAAGGAAUGGAUCGAAAGUAAAUAGACCGAGUCUACAUUACAAAAAGGGUCAGCCUACGAGAAACAACCGUUUGAAGGUAAACCUUAAUGCUAAGCAGAGGCAAGUUCGUUCGGUGAAUCAACGCAGGGGUUAUUCACAUGGAAACCAGAAAAAUGAACGAAACGGGUAUGCUAAACCUGAGAGGUCACUUAGAAAACCAAUGAAAGGCGACGGAAGGAGUGGACCUUCUGAGGAAGACUGGCUUGUGUUCCCCGAACCUUUGUCGAAAGCAAAAUUCGAGAAGAUUCAUAGACACAAACAGAUUAACUAUUCUAAGGAUAACAGGGUCAUAUGGUACAUUGAUAGUGGUUGCUCAAGACAUAUGACAGGAGACAAAUCAAAUCUGAGCAAUUUUAAAGAAGUCGAUGGCACGAAAGUAAUAUUUGGAGGGGAAUCUGGUGGAAAAACGAAAGGAGUAGGAGACAUCAUCAAAAAUGAAAUAAUCAUUCGAGAAGUCUCUUAUGUUGAAGGAUUGAAGUUUAACUUUCUAAGCACUAGUCAAUUUUGUGACAAGGGAUAUAAAGUUGAAUUUUCAAAAGACAAAUGCAAUGUGAUCAGCACAGAGAAUGGAGAUAUCAUACUAUCUACUAGUCGAAAGAAAAAUAUGUAUGUUGUAUCUUGGAAGCUUUCUAAGGCAAACGUGUGUCUCAUGGCCAAGAGUAAUGCUGAUUUAAGUUGGGAGUGGUAUAGCAAGUUGAAUCACUUAAAUCUCAAGACAAUCAGGAAGUUAGCAAAAGGAAAUCUGGUAGAAGGCUUACCGAAAGUAUCAUACAUCAAGGACAAAAUAUGUGAUGCGUGUUAG